Messenger RNA from Centruroides sculpturatus (bark scorpion), 2068 nucleotides. Its product is annotated as hemocytin-like. The transcript is spliced from 13 exons. Gene Ontology annotation, molecular function: protein binding. The record is from RefSeq and is a predicted model, not a curated record. Bases 143 to 1903 code for a protein of 586 amino acids. NCBI's taxonomy places the organism in Eukaryota, Metazoa, Arthropoda, Arachnida, Scorpiones, Buthidae.
UUGUUUUUGUGUAGAUUUCAACUGUCCAGCUGGUACAAUUUAUCAGCAUUGCCAUGAUGCAUGUCCUCAAACUUGUCAUAAUGAUUCUCUACCAAUAGAUUGUCAUAAACUAAAAAUUGAUGGCUGUUUUUGUCCAGAGAAUAUGGUGUUUAAAAAUGGAUCAUGCACAGAAAAAUUAUAUUGCAAUACCUGUGAUGACAAUGGACAUUUGCCCGGUGAUACUUGGUUUGAAGAAAAAUGCACUAUAUGCACAUGUACUGAAAAACUACGAAUUGAAUGCAGAGAAAAAGUUUGUCCAAACCCACCAAUAUGUAAUGCUGACGAAAAGUUAAAAGAAGUGUCCAGCAAUAACAACUCCUGUUGUAGCAUGUUUAUUUGUCAGAAAGCCCUAUCACAAGUAUCAUGUCCUGCUACUGAAGUACCAACGUGUAAGAGAGGAGAAUCAGCAAAACUAAUAACAGAAGGAAACUGUCCAAAUUAUACCUGUGUUUGUGAGCCAGUUUUGUGUCCUCCCAUUACAAAACCAAAUAAUUUAAAACCUGGACAGACAACAGAAAUUAUUAAAUCUGAAUGUUGUCCUGAAAUUCAAAUUAUAUGCAAGAAUGAACUCUGCCCACCAGUAAUUUCAUGUCCUUCUCAUUUAGAAUUAAAACAAUAUGAUGAUGAAUGUUGUCCUAUAUACCAGUGUGAAAUUUCAAAAGAAAAAGGUGUUUAUACUCAUGAAUAUGGAAUUGAUGAAACCGGAUAUGAUUUUCUAAUACCUUUGGAUGAGUUGCAAGUUUCAGUUUAUAAGCCAAAUGAAACAUGGACAGAUGGUUUAUGCAGAAACUGUACUUGUAAAUAUAAUCAUAAGAAAUAUGUCGCUCAAUGUGCUGUUCAAGAAUGCCCUGAUAUUUAUAGUAUUCCAGAAAAUUUAGACUAUGAGAUAAUGGAUUUAUAUCAACCUAAUCGAUGUUGUCCAGAAUUGAUUUAUGUAAAUUGUAAGGAUGAAAAUGGCAACAUAUAUAAGAUUGGAGAUCAAUGGCAAAACAAGAGUGAUCCCUGCCAAAUAUUUGAAUGUGCAGUUUCUCCUAGUGGUCAAGCUUUGAAGAUUGUAAAGAAAGAAGAAUGCAGCUGUGAGAAGGGAGAAGAACAACAGUUACCAUCAGUAAAUGAAUGUUGUGGGAAAUGCAUAAAAACUCAUUGUUUUCACUUCGAUACUUUAUAUUCAUUGAAUGAAACAUGGAGUAAUCCAGUUGACAGAUGCCAAAAGUAUGAGUGCAAAUUAGUAGAUAAUGAAUUAACUAUAGUAAAACAAACAUGCCUGCCCAUUCGAGAAGACUGUCCAGAGGAAAAUUUGAUAUUGGAUAAAGAUAAUUGUUGUACAAUAUGUAAUGCAACUUUUGGUGUAAUAGGGUGCAACACGUUGCCAAAAGUAAUUGAAGUAGGAGAAUUGAAAAAGAACGAUUCCAAUCACGGAUUAUGCGUAAAUCCAAAAAGGUUAUCCGAUGUAUUAGAAUGCGGGGGUACCUGCGAAUCACAUUCAAUGUAUUCAUUAGAAUCUCAAGAAUAUAAAUCCUCUUGCAAGUGUUGUUCUCCGGUAGACGUUGAAGUGACCGACGUGGAAUUAAUGUGCGACGACGGAUACAAAUUAACGGAAAGGUUGGCUCAUCCCAAAACCUGUGCUUGUUAUCCUUGUUCCGGAUCGAAUAGUAAAUUAAGAGAAUCAAAUGAGGAAGAAAAUUCUUUGAAAAAUAAUCUUAAAAACGAAGAAUUUUCUCAGAAUAAUCUCGGUGAAGAACAAUAUUCUCAGAAUAGUCUCGGGCAAGAACAAUAUUCCCAAAGCAACGUUCAAGAACAAAACAGCGCUCAGAAUGAUCUACAGAAUUACGCACAAAAUUUAAACGAUUACGACCUCGAUUAAUGGAAUUAAAAAACUUGAUAUGAUUGGAAAAUAUGGACCAUUCUAUUAUUGUAAUGAAAUUCUAUUUAAGAAUUUUUAUAAUCAUGGAAUUUUGUAUAUUCAUUUUUAAAAAAUUCAAAUAUGUAUAUUUGAAAAUAAACCUGUACAAGCAAUAACUAUAAAUAA